AUGGCGGCGCUAUUUGGCGUCGCGUUCUCUCUUGGGGGCAUCGUUUCUGAAGGUGGAUCCGGUCAGAGGGACCCGUGGCUCGUGAGGCUGAUUGUUAUUGCAGAGACAAUGCCGGUCAUUGAGAAGUCUGUAAAAGAAGUGUACACGGCUCUUCUCCCCCAAACUAUGGUUGUCGCCGAUCUCGGCUGUUCCUCAGGACCAAACGCGUUGAUCUUCGUCUCGAAUGUGAUCAACGCCAUAGCUGACCAUAGUAGUAAGCUCGGUGGCCAGGGUGAUCAUGUGGAGGUUCAGUUCUUCCUGAAUGACCUGCCAGGAAACGACUUCAACCAGCUCUUCCGGUCACUCGAACAGUUCAAGAGGUCAGCUGAAAUGGAUCGGAAUGGAGAUACACUACCUCCGUACUACAUUUCCGGGCUGCCAGACUCGUACUACGUCAGGCUUUUUCCUCGUCAAAGUGUUCAUCUCUUCCACUCCUCCUACUGCCUACAUUGGCGCUCUCAGGUGCCGGAGGGUCUUGAGGGCAAACGAGAAGUGUACCUAAAUGGAGAGAACAUGUACAUCGCCAAAAAUACCCCACCGUCGGUGGUGAAGCUAUUCCAAGAGCAGUUCAGGAAGGAUUUCUCUCUGUUCCUGAGGCUUCGCCACGAAGAACUUGCGUUUGGCGGGCAAGUGGUGCUAACAUUUCUUGGAAGGAAGGACGAGGAUGUGUAUAGCGGAGAUCUCAACCAUCUCUUUGGCUUGCUUUCGCAGUCUCUACAGUCUCUUGUCGUGGAGGGCCUUGUGAAGGAGGAGAAAGUAAGCUCCUUCAAUUUACCGGCCUACGGGCCGUCGGUCGGCGAAGUGACGGCAUCGGUGAAGGAAAGCGGCGCCUUCGACAUAGCUCACAUCAAGCUGUUCGAGCAGAACUGGGACCCCUACGACGACUCGGAAGGGGACGGCGUGCUCGACAGCGCCCGCAGCAGCGUCAACGCUGCCAAGUGCAUCAGAUCGGUUAUGGAGUCCCUAGUCGCGAGCCAUUUCGGAGAAGACAUACUCGACGCGCUGUUUGAGGAGUACACGUGUCGCGUCGCCGGGCACCUCGAGAAGGAGAAGACCAAGUUCACCGUCGUCGUCCUUGCCUUGAAGAAAAUAUAGCAGGGCAGGUCCUUGAGUGUGUGCUCUGCAA
Molecule: messenger RNA, 1165 nt
Organism: Triticum aestivum (bread wheat)
Lineage: Eukaryota; Viridiplantae; Streptophyta; Magnoliopsida; Poales; Poaceae
Product: benzoate O-methyltransferase-like
Exons: 4
Coding region: 1-1134 (377 amino acids)
Molecular function (GO): methyltransferase activity
Source: RefSeq, a predicted model, not a curated record